AGAGGGAGGGAGAAGGAAAAUUCCGGCGAUGGCGGAUGAUUUCUCGGUUGUCGUGUUGGCUUCCGAUCUAGGAAUCGACGCUCGACCGUUCUUGUCGAAGAGCGAUGAGGGUGACGAGCAAGAGAACUGGCACGAUUGUCCUCAGUACCUCGGAGACGAAGAUUUCUCCGAUCUCGAUGUUCUUCAGUUCUUCUGCCUCCAGGGCUCCGACAAAUCCGGGAACCGGAUUUUCCGCAUCGUGGGGAAGUAUUUUCCUGCUCGUGUCGUGAGUGGGGAGCGACUGAAGAAGUACAUACUCCAGAAGAUACACAAUGAGUUGCCAGAAGGGCCAUUCUGCAUAGCUUACAUGCAUAGCACAGUGCAGAAGGAGGACAACUCCCCGGGCAUAACCAUCUUGAGGUGGAUUUAUGAGGACCUUUCAUCGGAUAUCAAAGACAGGCUUCAAGUCGUUUACUUCAUCCAUCCUGGGCUUCGUUCCAGACUUGUUAUUGCCACUCUCGGCCGUUUUCUUCUCACCGGAGGCCUGUACUGGAAAAUCAAGUAUGUGAGCCGGAUGCAAUAUCUCUGGGACGAUAUAAAGAAGGGUGAGGUGGAAAUCCCCGAUUUUGUGAAAAGCCACGAUGAUGUUCUUGAGCAUAGACCGCUGACUGACUACGGAAUCGAACCGGAUCCUUUUCAUUUAACUGAAGUGCCUUCCACAUCGUCAUUCUCGCUCAGUCGGUACGAGAACAGAUGGGUCUCGUAAGGGAUUUCUUGUCAUGUAAAAGUUUCUUGGGGACAGAACAUGUCUCUGUUGUUCAAGGUUGUAAUGUGAAGACGCUUAGUCUUUGUAUAGAGUAAACCUAAUUUAUCACCUGAUCUGUUCUAUCUGGUUUGUUUGAUUUUGAAUGGUUCAUGGGAUCAAGGGAUCCUAAUACCAAAUAAAGUAUUUGUAAUUGACAA
Messenger RNA from Tarenaya hassleriana, 942 nucleotides. RefSeq names its product ganglioside-induced differentiation-associated-protein 2. Bases 29 to 745 code for a protein of 238 amino acids. The transcript has 3 exons. Lineage: Eukaryota; Viridiplantae; Streptophyta; Magnoliopsida; Brassicales; Cleomaceae. The record is from RefSeq and is a predicted model, not a curated record.